Molecule: messenger RNA, 1023 nt
Organism: Eupeodes corollae
Lineage: Eukaryota; Metazoa; Arthropoda; Insecta; Diptera; Syrphidae
Gene: Prosalpha4
Product: proteasome subunit alpha type-7-1
Exons: 3
Coding region: 131-880 (249 amino acids)
Biological process (GO): ubiquitin-dependent protein catabolic process
Cellular component (GO): nucleus; proteasome core complex; proteasome core complex, alpha-subunit complex
Source: RefSeq, a predicted model, not a curated record
GUUUUCAUCUUUCGUUCGUUUUCGCUACACAACUCACAUCUUGUCAUUGUCAUCGUAGCUUGAGAUUUUUGCAAAUUAAAAUCGAGUUUUUUAAAUAAGUUUUCUACUUUUCUAAUAAAAUUUAAUAAAAAUGUCUGCCAGAUAUGAUCGUGCCGUUACAAUUUUCUCACCCGAUGGCCAUUUGCUUCAAGUAGAAUAUGCCCAAGAAGCCGUACGAAAAGGUUCAACUGCAGUUGGUGUUCGCGGUGCUAAUUGUGUUGUCCUGGGCGUGGAAAAGAAAUCAGUUGCAAAACUUCAAGAAGAGCGCACAGUACGAAAGAUCUGCGCCCUCGAUUCUCAUGUGGUGAUGGCUUUUGCCGGCCUUACCGCCGACGCCAGAAUUCUCAUAAAUCGUGCACAAGUAGAGUGUCAGAGUCACAAACUCAACGUAGAAGAUCCGGUCACACUGGAGUACAUCACUAGAUUUAUUGCCCAGUUAAAACAAAAAUACACACAGAGCAACGGUCGCCGUCCUUUUGGUAUCUCGUGUCUCAUCGGUGGUUUCGAUUUCGAUGGAACCCCACAUUUGUAUCAGACCGAACCGUCUGGCAUUUAUUAUGAAUGGAAAGCCAAUGCGACUGGUCGCUCGGCCAAGACUGUUCGUGAAUUCCUCGAGAAACAUUACAAAGACAAUGAAGUGGCCGAUGAAAACGGUGCCGUUAAAUUGGCUAUCAAAGCUCUUCUAGAGGUGGCGCAGUCUGGACAGAAGAAUCUUGAAAUUGCUGUCAUGGAAAAAGACAAACCACUAAAAAUGCUCGAUGUUCAGUCCAUUGAAAAGUACGUAGCGAUCAUCGAAAAGGAAAAAGAAGAAGAGGCUGAGAAGAAGAAGCAAAAGAAAUGAAUCUAUUAAUGGUCGAGAGGUCUCUUUAUUAAUUAUUUCCAAAAUGCAAAUUCGUUUUUAUGUCAGCUAAUGAUUUUGUUCCAAGUUCUUGAAAACAUAUUAAUAAAUUAAUUAAAUGCUUUGUGUACAGGGGAUUUAAAUAA